AUGUCUAGAAAAGCAGCUCUUGGGGCGAAACAAGGUGCCUGGAAUGCCAGCUGCCUCAGACAUUCUUUGCCCGAUGGUGGAUUGGGCAUAAACGAAGGAGCCUUGUUUCAACCUCUGCUCCAACCGGUACAGCUUGAUCACAAAGGUUACGCCAUAGAUGCGGAGUGGUCUGGUGAAAAUACGGGAUCCCGUCCGCUCUCCCAUAGUCAAGCCUGUAAGGGGCGGAUCAGUAGUUGGGUCGGUGACGACCAGCGAAUCCCCGCUGUUGUAUUACUUCCCUGGCUGCGCGCCAUUCUGUUUGCCCACUUCCUCAUGACAAGGAAAGCACUAAAACAGGCCAUCCCGAUGAAAGCGGCCGAGAUACAGUCAUUCUUAUGGCACAAGUUGGUGAUCCAAGUUAUAGUUCUGAUGACUUCUGUAUGCACGGUAUUACCACACGUACUCGAAAUGGCGAGGAUACAAACAGCAACUAUGAGACCGAAUCACGCCUGGCAGUGUUCCAGUAGAGAGGAGGAAAGGCCACAGUUGGUGCUCGGCUUUCAAAACACCAUUGUUACGGCGGGCAAGCCGGAUGCUAGCAGCCAACAUUCCGAGCGGUUACUCUGGCUCCCCAUUGUCAGAACGAAUUCGUUAGCAUCCAAUGAGAUCCAGCGCCCCGUGAAUCAACCAUACCACCCCAGAGAAAGGCAGAGAUAUGGUUGUCAGGUUCUAUUAUACGUGUAUCGACUAACAGAUCCGCAUAUCAAAAUGAAACAAUCUGGUGCUGCUUUCAUACACGGCCGUGUGUAUACUGUAAAUGACAGACGGCCAUGGGCCGAAGCCUUUAUUGUUUCCCCAUCCGGGCGUUUUGAGGCAGUCGGAACCGACCAAGAGAUCCAAGACCUGGCUGACGAGCAUGGCCUACCCAUCCACGAUCUUGACAAUAACUUCGUCAUGCCAGGAAUCCACGACGCACAUACCCACCUCCUAGUAGCCUCGAUGCAGAAAAUGAGCGAAGUUGACAUUGGAUCAGAUAGCACCGCUGCAACUAUUGCCGAGAACAUCAAGAGAGGACAGACCACUUGUGCCUGUUCACAAGCUCAUUUCAGAGGUGAUUGGUUCAUUGCAAACUCUUACGCAGGACAGAACUUUCCGGAUGGAAAGAUGGAUCGAAAAUAUCUAGACGAUACCUUUCCUGAGCAGCCGGUGCUUGUUCGAGAUGUCUCCUGUCAUAAUGUCGCCCUUAACACCGCAGCUCUCAAGCGCGUUGGGUAUGGCGCUGAUGUUGAGGAUCCCCCUGGAGGAAAGUACAUGCGGAGGCCGGAUGGCCAGUUGACUGGGGAGCUGGUGGAAGCAGCAUCAGCUGAGGUCUUGGCCAGCCUGCCUCAGCCACCUGUGUCGUUCGUCAAGGAAGCUCUUAUCUAUGGGAUCAAGAUGUCUCACAAAUUUGGUAUCACUUCACUACAAGAGGCGUCUGCUAACACACUCUAUCUUCACGCCCUUCGAGAGCUGGACAAUGAAGGACGACUGGAUAUGCAGGUUUUCCCUCACAUUGUGCAUGCACCGGAGAGCUUUGCUCAGGAGAGAGCCGAAAGCCUUCAUCGGCUCAUCGAUGAUGCUGAUGCUUUUUGCAGUCAACACAUUGAUGCAAGGUUUGUCAAGUUUUGGAUUGAUGGAGCGCCCAUACCGCCUCACUUCACGCAGUGCGACAUUGGAGCGGAUGGACUUCCCAACGAGGAUAGGCUGCUGCUUACAUUCGAAGAGCUGUUGUCAGCUUUGAAAAAGCAUGAUGCAAGGGGUUUGACAUGCAAGAUUCACUGUGCCGGUGAUGGCUCUGCAAGGCGAGCACUGGAUGUUCUUGAGCGAGUUCGACAGUCAAACCCUUCAGGCCCAGUGCAUGAGCUGGCACAUUGCAACGCCAUCCACCAAGAAUUACGAAUUACGGCCGAAAUGUCACCUGCGAUAUUUCAUGACACAAAUCUCACAGCCAACUAUCCUCAUAUCUUCAAAUGGCCGUUCAAGGAACUCCAGGAUGCUGGCGUCCAUGUCACCGUAGGUUCCGACUGGUUCUUGACCGACACGCCAGACCUAUUCCCCGCCCUAUCGGCCGUCGUGGAGCGCUUUGGUACGCAAGCGGGCAAGACGACAAAAGAGGUUGGAGGUGCAAAGAUCUGUCGUAUCAUAACGCUAGCGGGUGCUGAGGCUUGGAGCGAAAGUGCUGAAAACGUGGUUUGA
Fusarium oxysporum Fo47 is the source of this 2214-nucleotide messenger RNA. The record is from RefSeq and is a predicted model, not a curated record. NCBI's taxonomy places the organism in Eukaryota, Fungi, Ascomycota, Sordariomycetes, Hypocreales, Nectriaceae.